AUGGCUAGUAUUGGAACGCAGGUUAGGAAGACCUGUACAUCGGUUGAUCCUAUUGUUACUGAUUAUGCUGUUGGUUAUUUCAACCAUUUGUCGGGGUUGACCUUUGAUGCUGUUAUGAGUAAGCAGCUUGAUCUAGAUUCUGAAGUGCAGUUUGUCAGUGAGAUGUUGGUCAGUGCCGGUGCUGAUAAAGAAAAGGUGAAGGAUUUGUCGGCAAAUAUACUUGAACAAUUGAAUACACAAUUAAAGGAGAACGCCUCUAAGCUAGAAUUGACCGGUGAUACGUCAAAGAGAUUGUUGGACAUCAACGUUUUGAAAAGUCAUAACAAUAAGGCUAACCUAAAUGCCUCAUUGAGUUUGUUAGGUGUUGGUGGUGACAUUGAGCAUGCUGGUAGACAGAUGGAGACCAGGGUUGAUUUGAAGAAAUUGGCAAAGGCUGAAGAGAAGAUUGCAAAGAAGGUUGCAAAGAGAAACAACAAGUUUGUGAAAUACGAGGCAUCAAAACUUAUUGGUGAAAGGAAAGACGAAGAUUAUGAUUCUUUCUUCUUGGAGAUCAACCCAUUGGACUUUGGUUCGUCAGCUGGUAAGUCUAAGGAUAUUCACAUUGAUACAUUUGAUCUUUACGUUGGUGAUGGGCAGAGAAUUCUUUCAAAUGCUCAAUUGACCCUGAGUUUUGGUCAUAGAUAUGGUCUUGUUGGUCAAAAUGGUAUUGGUAAAUCUACUCUAUUGAGAGCGCUAUCGAGAAGAGAAUUGAAUGUUCCAAAGCAUAUUUCGAUUUUGCAUGUUGAACAAGAACUAAGAGGUGAUGAAACUAAAGCUUUGCAAAGUGUCUUAGAUGCAGACGUUUGGAGAAAGCAGUUACUGACCGAAGAGAACAAGAUCAACGAAAGGUUGAAAGAAAUUGAGAAAUUAAGAGAAGAGUUUGAUGAAGACAGUUUGGAAGUGAAAAAACUAGAUAACGAGAGAGAAGAUCUAGAUGCACAUUUAAUUCAAAUAUCAGAAAAGCUGGUUGAUAUGGAAUCAGAUAAGGCGGAAGCUAGAGCGGCCUCUAUUCUAUAUGGUCUUGGUUUCAGUACCGAAGCCCAACAGCAACCAACAAAUUCCUUUUCCGGUGGUUGGAGAAUGAGAUUAUCUUUGGCAAGAGCAUUGUUCUGUCAACCUGAUCUUUUGUUGCUGGAUGAACCUUCCAAUAUGUUGGAUGUUCCGUCUAUCGCCUAUCUAGCAGAAUACUUGAAAUCAUAUCCUUCUACUGUUUUGACAGUGUCGCACGACCGUGCAUUCCUAAAUGAGGUUGCAACAGAUAUUAUUUAUCAACACAAUGAACGUCUGGACUACUACAGAGGUCAAGAUUUCGACACUUUUUACACAACAAAGGAAGAAAGAAGAAAGAAUGCACAAAGAGAAUACGACAACCAAAUGGCAUACAGAAAGCAUUUACAAGAGUUUAUUGAUAAGUUCAGAUAUAACGCCGCCAAAUCAUCUGAAGCACAAUCAAGAAUUAAGAAGCUUGAAAAAUUGCCAGUAUUAGAACCUCCUGAACAAGAAAAGAGUAUUGAUUUCAAAUUCCCAGAUUGUGAGAAAUUAUCUCCACCAAUUAUUCAAUUACAAGAUGUCAGUUUCGGUUAUAGUCCUGACAAACUACUGUUAAAGGAUGUCAAUCUAGAUAUUCAAAUGGACUCCAGAAUUGCACUGGUCGGUGCAAACGGUUGUGGUAAGACUACACUGUUGAAAGUCAUGUUAGAGCAACUAAGGCCACUAAGUGGUUACGUUUCUAGAAACCCAAGAUUGCGUAUCGGUUACUUUACACAACAUCACGUUGACUCCAUGGACCUAUCUACUUCUGCAGUUGAUUGGAUGUCUAAGACAUUCCCUGGUAAAACAGAUGAGGAGUAUAGACGUCAUUUGGGUUCAUUUGGUAUUACGGGUACUCUAGGUUUACAAAAAAUGCAAUUGUUAUCCGGUGGUCAAAAAUCUCGUGUUGCCUUCGCGGCUCUGUGUCUGAAUAACCCACACAUUUUGAUUCUUGAUGAACCUUCCAACCAUUUGGAUACUACAGGUAUUGAUGCAUUGGUUGAUGCAAUGAAGAACUUCACUGGUGGUAUCCUGAUGGUAUCGCACGACAUAUCUGUCAUUAACAAUGUCUGUAAAGAAAUUUGGGUUUCCGAAAAGGGUACAGUUAAUAGAUUUAACGGUACUAUCUAUGAUUACAGAGAUUAUAUAUUAUCUGCAGCUGACGCCGCUGGUGUUGUUAAGAGGCAUUGA
Nakaseomyces glabratus is the source of this 2259-nucleotide messenger RNA. RefSeq names its product putative AAA family ATPase GCN20 (gene GCN20). NCBI's taxonomy places the organism in Eukaryota, Fungi, Ascomycota, Saccharomycetes, Saccharomycetales, Saccharomycetaceae. The record is from RefSeq and is a predicted model, not a curated record. Gene Ontology annotation, molecular function: ATP binding; ATP hydrolysis activity.